AUGGCAGCUAAGUUCGUCGUACUUGCGUUUUUGGUGGCGGCUGCUCAGGGCAGUGCUAUCCACGGUCAUGGCGCUGAUUACACUAGCUUCUCAUAUGGCGUAUCAGAUCCUCACACCGACAGGACCAAGGAAAAAGAAAAAUUGGGGGCAGGCAAAACAAACAGGAUAGAGGAACCAGGGUACGGAAUAUUGCAAGUUUCAGAAGAGGAAAUGGAUCUCAGACAUUCCAAAAAUAAUGUUUUUAGUCAUUGGUAA
Molecule: messenger RNA, 255 nt
Organism: Arctia plantaginis
Lineage: Eukaryota; Metazoa; Arthropoda; Insecta; Lepidoptera; Erebidae
Source: the annotation of a GenBank genome assembly